GUCGGACAGUAAACACUACCGCACUACUGUGACGUAACUUCCGUUGUAAACAUCACUGUUUUCACUGAGAAGACCGUGGGUAACGUAAUGCUGAGCCCGACGAGAUAAUGUCGAUUAAUUUGGUUUGGGACGAAUAUAAUUUACCAAGAAUUAACGUAUUACAUUAUAACUGUUAUUACAUUAUAUUACUCUUGUCAAGCGGCCAGUUGGAUAGACACCCGAAGCUGUCCGACUCUUUAUAUAUGCUGUGAAGAAGAAGAAGAAGGAGUGAAUCUGUGUGCCUCCUUCCAUAAUGAGCCGGGACCAUCCUAUCCACAGCUGGCCCGGCUCCUAUUACAUAAACAGUGAGAAACGAUGGGAAAAUGGCACCCUCUCCCUCACCAGGACCACUGUGCGCUUCGUCUCCAACCAGAGUAAAGAGAGUCUUAUUAGCUUCCGCCUCUCCCGUAUCAUGGAGCUCAAGAUGGAGUCGUCCAGCUUCAUUUUCAGCACUCUCACCGUUCUUGAAGAGGGCAACGUCAAACACUGGUUUGGUUCCCUGAAGCCCAACAGAGUGGUGGUAUAUAAUGUGUUGGAACAUUUCUGGAGGGAACGCCUGCUGUCCCCUAGCUCAGAGGCCCACGGUGCUGACUCUCAGCCUUCUAAAGGCAGAGAGCUGAUCAGCCUGAUGGCAGGAGCCCAGAGACGACUGGAGGACACUGGCAGAGUCCUCAGCCAUCAAGGAGAGCAGUUUGAUAAUAUGAUGCAGGGACUUGAGAAGAUUGACUCUGACCUGGGCGUGGCUGAUAAACUUUUGUCACAGCUGGAGUCUCCCCCCUGGUGGCCUUUUGGUAAACUCCCCUGGAGGACCCAUCAAGAAGCCAAGGCUGAGGAUGCUGCAAGCGCUGCAGCAUCUGCUUCUGCUGCUGCUUCAGCUGGCAGGGAGUCUGUUAGAAAUAAGGUGAUUGUAAGUAUCCCUGCUGUCAUGUCGAAAGGGGAAGACUCUGACUUGAAACCAGGAUGCUUGGUAGUGCUGGUGUCCUCACUGGAGGUGCGGGACAGAAAUUGCCAGCUCCUUCAUCGCUUUGAACGAUAUGAGAUAGACGAAAUCAGGGUCAAGAGUCCCUAUGAAAUUGCUGUCAGACAGCGCUUUAUUGGGAAGCCAGACAUAUGCUACAGAUUCCUGUCUGCCAAGAUGCCAGAAGCAUUGUCACUGUUGGGGAUGCAAUAUAAAAAGAAGAUGGAGUUUACAAGGGAAUACAUUGCUUUCAGGGGAACUCCAGCUUCAUCGCCAUGUGACAGAGAAGGCACUAACUGGGAUGAAGGUUUGUCACAGAGGUGCCAAGAGACAGAGCUCCCACUGGAGGUCCCAGCAGGAGAGCUGUCCCAGCUGCACGUGCAUGUCCUCCAACCAUCUGUCAGUCAGGCUGAGGCCCAGGAACUUAAACAGAUGCUGAUGCAGCUGAAGAACCUUGCCCUGGAGGCAGAGACAGAGCUGGAACGGCAGGAUGAAGUCCUGGACGUCCUGACCAGCUCCACUGACAGAGCCACCAUGCACAUAGAGAAGCACACCUGCCGUAUGAAAAGACUGCUAUAGCUCUGACAGGCCAGCUGAUGCAUUUGGUCAAUAUGUCCCUCCUGGGAAAUGCUCCGUUGCAUUUUGAGAACACUGGGAAACAGCAGUCAGGAUUUAUAUAUGCUCAAAAGUAGUUUAGAUUAAUUUAUUUUUUUGGCGUUGCAUGAGAUGGCACACUUACAUGCUAUAAACACUAAAAUCCUUAAAAUUUGCUCAUCCGUUUUAACUAUUUUUAGUAGGACUAUGAAUUUAAAAAUAAUAAGGAGGUAAGCAUUUCUUAAUGCUUUUUCUUUGUUUUGUUUUUUUAAAUGAAGUGAUAAUGGGAUUCUUUCUUGAUGUCAUAAGUUAAUCCUUUUGUUCAAACCCUGUUUUGUUGUAUUGAAUUCAAACAUGUGUGACUGCGAAAAAUCAGGCAUCCUAAUGAAAGGUGUGUCUGUGAUCUGCACUUUGAAUGUGUGGCCUGCAGCACUUGGCAGCAGUGUCUACCAGUGUUAUUGUUACAUUUUGUUUGGAUGCUGUCAGCUUAACAACUGACAUCUUGAAAGCACAUUUUUUCUUAUUUUCUUACUUUAAGGGAAUUCAAUAUCAAAACAACAUCCUGUAUUUAAUCACAUCUUGAAUCAUAGUUUUCUGGAGCGGUCAGUGUGGGCCAAAUAUUUCCAGUAGGUGUUAGUUCUGUAAUGCUAAUAUGAACCUGUUUGCCAUUGAGGAGAAACAACUCAGCCAUUGAUGGAAGUAGUACUAAUGGCCUAAUGGCCUACUUACUUAUCUCACUGACAAUAAUUGUGGUGGAAAGACAGUGAGGGAUCACAUUCAUAUUGGUGCAUUAGUGACUGCCUUUGGUUGAUCACGGCACAGAGGACAUACAACAGAGUACACCAUUUACAGACCGAGGCGGAAACAUUAAUUGCAACGUCAAUUAAGAGUAAAACAGACAUUAGAAAGCAAAAAAGAAGAAGUAAAUAUAACCGCAACUAAUUCAAAACAGACAGUGAACUGUAAAACAAAAAUCUAAUUGUUGUCAAAGAAAGUGUUCCAUAGGCACAGACCUCCACAAGCCACUUUGAACACAUUGAAUGCCCUAUAUUACAAUGUCAAACGAUACAAAGAAUCUUUCUGUGUCCACACUCCAUUUGGUCAUCUCUAAAAUCAUUCGUCCUUGUGUCAUGUCCUGCCCCUCCACAAAAAGGUUUUGUAGUUUUUGAGGAAUCCUGCUGGAGGUAAUGGACCAACCUAAAAUGUACACAAAGGAAUCAGUGACAGAUUACCAUCUUUAUUUGCUAAGAAUAUUCCUGUCCUGAUGAUUUGACCCUCCCACGUGUGAUGGGGUCACUUAUUCCUCAGACAUACAUUUGCAGUGUCGUAGUGUUGCAUGUCUCAAUAUAACUGCUUUGUACUGCAUUGAUUGGAAAUGUUCUCUUCUUAUUAUAAACACAUGGGCCUUUUGCAGAAAGCAGAAAGCUUUCCUCUCUGUGUGUUCUUUUUUUAAAUAUACAUAAUUGUAAACAUGCUAAUAUCUACUGUAUAUGACUUGCUUAAGACGGAUGCUAUUCUGCAGCUAUUCGCUAUCUGUAUUUUCUGUAAAGAGCUGAUAUAUUGUAACACUGUAAUUUCACUGUGGUGUGUUAUCACUGUAAAGUUUAAACACUGGACAACUAAAUGAUUGAGUUUGA
This is a messenger RNA of Solea senegalensis (Senegalese sole), 3228 nucleotides long. It is a transcript of the gene snap47, whose product is annotated as synaptosome associated protein 47. Gene Ontology annotation, biological process: synaptic vesicle fusion to presynaptic active zone membrane; synaptic vesicle priming; exocytosis. The transcript is spliced from 5 exons. Lineage: Eukaryota; Metazoa; Chordata; Actinopteri; Pleuronectiformes; Soleidae. Gene Ontology annotation, cellular component: plasma membrane; SNARE complex. Bases 293 to 1576 code for a protein of 427 amino acids. Gene Ontology annotation, molecular function: SNAP receptor activity; syntaxin binding. The record is from RefSeq and is a predicted model, not a curated record.